Molecule: messenger RNA, 1331 nt
Organism: Amphimedon queenslandica
Lineage: Eukaryota; Metazoa; Porifera; Demospongiae; Haplosclerida; Niphatidae
Product: autophagy-related protein 13-like
Exons: 11
Coding region: 44-1138 (364 amino acids)
Biological process (GO): autophagosome assembly; piecemeal microautophagy of the nucleus; mitophagy
Cellular component (GO): phagophore assembly site; Atg1/ULK1 kinase complex; cytosol
Source: RefSeq, a predicted model, not a curated record
GGCGCCAUGCAAAUAAUUGUUUGUGGCCCCGCCUUCAUUUAAAAUGGCGACACAGGAUAAAAGAGAGUUUGACAAGUAUCUUAAAUUUCUUACUCAAAAGGCCGUACAAAUCAUUGUCCAAUCCCGCGAAGGCUACAAAUUGAAAACAAAGUCGAAUUCUGGGAGCACAGAAUGGUUCAAUUUAGCUCUCCCCGAAAAACGUGAAGUCGUCAGCGAACUGAAACGAAAAUUAGAGACGCCGCUUCCAUCCAACCACGCCCCUAUUAACAUUGAGAUCACCAUGGAAACAGCCGAGGGCGACAAUUUCUUAGUGGAGGUGUGGCAUUUGUCUCUUGAUACAUCAAAGAGAGAUAUUACUGUUUCUGUCACGCACUCUCUUUACUCAAGGUUCUCCCUUCUUUUGAGGUCCCUUCUGGCCAUGACCAGGGUUGUCCCUGCCUAUCAGCUCUGCAGGAAGAAUGAGAACUUAAAGUUUUCGUAUGUUAUAUCUUCUGGAAGUCAAGAGAAUGAGUUUGAAGCCUCAAGAGAUGUCCAGCGAUCAGUUAUAAGUGAAGUUUUAUCCCCCUAUGGUCUGGUGGGUGUCUCCAUUGAGUACAUUACUACUUUUACUAAACCUGAAAGGCCCUCUUCAAUAGGGUAUGAUACAGUUGAUGCUGCUAUGGCUAAUUCCAUGGAAGAUGAUAGGCUUCAUCCCUUUUAUUCUCAUUUCUCUGAAGAACCACAACAAGAUUUUACUCAUCAGCCUUUCUCAAAGGUUCUUCCUAAACAAAUGCCUGACAUGGCAUAUACUCCUUCCACUGAAGCAUCUCUAUCCCUUACUCACCAUCAUCAUCAUCAUCACCACCAUGAGAGUGAAAGAGGAGGAGGUAUAGAAGGAGACAUCUACAGACAGUCUUCAGAUGAAAACUCCAUUACUAUAAACAGUACCAAUCAGGAUAGCUUUAUUAUGCUAGACCUUGAAAAAAUGAAGCCAGCAUUUGCUCCCGAUCAACAUGGGCCUGGGGAUCUUUUUCACCUCAGUAGUGAUCCACCGUUUUUGGACAUGUUUUCAGAUGGGACUGAUAUCAAUUCUGCCUGCAGUUAUUUGGAUGAGCACUUGUCUGCAGUCAGUUCCAGUCACAGCACUGCUUCUCCUUAAAUGUAUCAUUGUGUGUACUAUUAUGUGUAUGUGUACUAUCAGAUUAAGCAAGACUGAAAUCAUAAUCUAUGUAUAUUACCUCAAGACAAUUUCUGGUCCAGACUGUUUUAUAAUUAUUUAUGUGCUGUGAUUUUAAUCCAUUCAAGAACUACUGACAUGAAAUUUUAGUAUAACUUGGAAGUUUGCACACUGA